GGCCAGGCUGCACCGGAGCAUCUCGCCGGAGCCCCGCACACAAUAGCGGCGCGCGCAGCCCCGCACCCCGCCGCUCGGAUCCCUCCCCGCCCCCUCCGCCUCACCUGCGGCCCGGGGGUCGGCGAGGAAGACAAGGAGACGAGCAUUGUUUCCCCACCACCGUGACCACCACCACCACCGUGACCACCGCCGCCGUCUCCGCCUCCUCCGCACCGGGGCUAAUGGGGACCUCCGGGCACCCGGGGCCCGGCCUGGCGAGGGCUCCCAGGCGUCCCCGUUGAGACGAAUCCACUCUGUUCUCUCUGCGCGUCCUUCUGUCCCCACGCGCGCUCGCGCCCGCAGGUGACCCUCCCCACCCCCCGCCCCUCGCUCUGCCCCCGCGCGCGCGCGCGCGCGCGCUCGCCAUGGUGGACCCCGUGGGCUUCGCCGAGGCGUGGAAAGCUCAGUUCCCGGACUCGGAGCCUCCGCGCAUGGAGCUGCGCUCGGUGAGUGACGUCCAGCAGGAGCUGGAGCGCUGCAAGGCCUCCAUCCGGCGCCUGGAGCUGGAGGUGAACCAGGAACGUUUCCGCAUGAUCUACCUGCAGACGCUGCUGGCCAAAGAGAAGAAGAGCUACGACCGCCAGCGCUGGGGUUUCCGGCGCACCGCGCACUCCCCGGACGGCGACGCCGAACCCCGCGCCCCCGCCGCCGCCGCCACCCCGCGCCCGCCCCCUGCGCCCCCCGACGGAGCCGAGACGUCGCCUGCCACCGAGGAGCCCGAAGCCCGGCCGGAUGGAGAAGGGUCCCCAGGUAAGGCCCGGCAGGUCACCUCUCGCAGACCCACGGCCGCCUCCACGCCGGUGGAUCGGGACGAACGGGGAGGACCUCCCACCAGCGUGGCGGCUCUCAGGUCCAACUUCGAGAGGAUCCGCAAGGGACCUGCCCAGCCGGGAUCGGCCGAUGCUGCCGCCGAGAAGCCCUUCUACGUGAACGUCGAGUUCCACCACGAGCGUGGCUUGGUGAAGGUCAACGACAAAGAGGUGUCGGACAGGAUCAGCUCCUUGGGCAGCCAGGCCAUGCAAAUGGAGCGCAAGAAGUGCCAGCAAAGUUCCGGGCAGGGCCUUGGGGAGACCCCCAGGCCCCAUUACCGUGGGCGCUCGUCCGAGAGCAGCUGCGGCCUGGAUGGGGACUACGAGGAUGCGGAACUGAACCCCCGUUUCCUGAAGGAUAACCUGAUCGAUGCCAACGGUGGCAACAGGCCCCCCUGGCCGCCCCUGGAGUACCAGCCUUACCAGAGCAUCUACGUCGGGGGUAUGAUGGUGGAAGGGGAGGGCAAGGGCCCACUCCUGCGCAGCCAGAGCACCUCGGAACAGGAGAAGCGCCUCACCUGGCCCCGCAGGUCCUAUUCCCCUCGGAGCUUUGAGGACAGCGGAGGGGGCUACACCCCCGACUGCAGCUCCAAUGAGAACCUCACCUCGAGCGAGGAGGACUUCUCCUCUGGCCAGUCCAGCCGCGUGUCCCCCAGCCCCACGACCUACCGCCUGUUCCGGGACAAGAGCCGCUCCCCCUCCCAGAAUUCGCAGCAGUCCUUUGACAGCAGCAGCCCCCCAACGCCUCAGCGUCAGAAGCAGCAGCGGCAGUGCCAGGUGGUGGUGUCCGAGGCCACCAUCGUGGGCGUCCGGAAGACCGGGCAGAUCUGGCCCAGCGAAGGGGAGGGCACGUUUUCUGGUGAUGCAGAUGUCUCCUUUGGAACGCCGCCUGGCUACGGCUGUGCUGCGGACCGGGCCGAGGAGCAGCACCGGCAGCAGGACGGGCUGCCCUACGCCAGCGACUCGCCCUCCUCUUCCCCCCUCCUCGGCAGCAAAGGCAGGGGCGGCCGAGACGCUCUGGCCCUGGGAGCUCUGGAGCCCACCAAAGCAGGCGAGCUGGACUUAGAAAAGGGCUUGGAGAUGAGAAAAUGGGUCCUCUCUGGAAUCCUGGCCAGCGAGGAGACUUACCUGAGCCACCUGGAGGCGCUGUUGCUGCCCAUGAAGCCGUUGAAAGCCGCUGCCACCACCUCUCAGCCUGUGCUGACCAGCCAGCAGAUCGAGACCAUCUUCUUCAAAGUGCCUGAGCUCUAUGAGAUCCACAAGGACUUCUACGACGGGCUCCUCCCCCGCGUGCAGCGGUGGAGCCAUCAGCAGCGGGUGGGCGACCUCUUCCACAAGCUGGCCAGCCAGCUGGGUGUGUACCGGGCCUUUGUGGACAACUACGGGGUUGCCAUGGAAACAGCGGAGAAGUGUUGUCAGGCCAACGCUCAGUUUGCAGAAAUCUCCGAGAACCUGAGAGCCAGAAGCAACAAGGACGCCAAGGACCUGGCCACCAAGAACUCCUUGGAAACUCUGCUCUACAAGCCUGUGGACCGGGUGACAAGAAGCACACUGGUCCUUCACGACUUGCUGAAGCACACCCCAUCCAGCCACCCCGACCAUUCCCUGCUGCAGGACGCCCUCCGCAUCUCGCAGAACUUCCUGUCCAGCAUCAACGAGGAGAUCACACCCCGCAGGCAGUCCAUGACAGUGAAAAAGGGAGAGCACCGGCAGCUGCUGAAGGACAGCUUCAUGGUGGAGCUGGUGGAGGGCGCCCGCAAGCUGCGGCACAUCUUCCUGUUCACCGACCUGCUGCUUUGCACCAAGCUCAAGAAACAGAGUGGAGGCAAAGCCCAGCAGUAUGACUGCAAAUGGUACAUUCCGCUCACGGACCUCAGCUUCCAGAUGGUGGAUGAGUCAGAAGCAGCGCCCAACAUCCCUCUGGUGCCAGACGAGGAGCUGGAUGCCUUGAAGAUCAAAAUCUCCCAGAUCAAGAGCGACAUCCAGAGAGAAAAGAAAGCAAACAAGGCCAGCAAGGCCCUGGAGAGGCUGAGGAAGAAGCUGUCGGAACAGGAGUCUCUGCUGCUGCUCAUGUCCCCCAGCAUGGCCUUCCGGGUGCAGAGCCGCAACGGCAAGAGCUACACGUUCCUGAUUUCCUCAGACUACGAGCGUGCAGAGUGGAGAGAGCACAUUCGGGAGCAGCAGAAGAAAUGUUUCAAAAGCUUCUCCCUGACGUCCGUGGAGCUACAGAUGCUGACCAACUCCUGUGUCAAACUCCAGACCGUGCACCACAUCCCUCUGACCAUCAACAAAGAAGAUGACGAGUCUCCCGGGCUCUAUGGCUUCCUGAACGUCAUCGUCCACUCGGCCACGGGGUUUAAGCAAAGUUCAAAUCUGUACUGCACCCUGGAGGUGGAUUCCUUUGGGUAUUUUGUGAAUAAAGCAAAAACGCGAGUCUACAGGGACACAACUGAGCCAAACUGGAACGAGGAGUUUGAGAUAGAGCUGGAGGGCUCCCAGACCCUGCGGAUACUGUGUUACGAAAAGUGUUACAACAAAACCAAGAUCGCCAAGGAAGACGGAGAGAGCACAGACAGGCUCAUGGGGCGAGGCCAGGUCCAGCUGGACCCCCAGGCCCUACAGGACCGAGACUGGCAGCGGACUGUCAUUGCCAUGAACGGGAUUGAAGUGAAGCUUUCAGUCAAGUUCACGAGCCGGGAGUUCAGCUUAAAGAGAAUGCCUUCCCGCAAACAGACAGGGGUCUUCGGAGUCAAGAUCGCCGUGGUCACGAAGAGAGAAAGGUCCAAGGUGCCCUACAUCGUGCGCCAGUGUGUAGAGGAGAUCGAGCGUCGGGGCAUGGAGGAGGUGGGCAUCUACCGGGUGUCUGGAGUGGCCACAGACAUACAGGCACUGAAGGCGGCCUUUGACGUUAACAACAAAGAUGUGUCGGUGAUGAUGAGCGAGAUGGACGUGAACGCCAUCGCCGGCACCCUGAAGCUCUACUUCCGCGAGCUGCCGGAGCCCCUCUUCACGGACGAGUUCUACCCCAACUUCGCCGAAGGCAUUGCUCUCUCGGACCCUGUGGCGAAGGAGAGCUGCAUGCUCAACCUGCUGCUGUCCCUCCCAGAGGCUAACCUGCUAACCUUCCUGUUCCUUCUGGACCACCUGAAAAGGGUGGCCGAAAAGGAGACGGUGAACAAGAUGUCCCUACACAAUCUCGCCACGGUCUUCGGCCCCACGCUGCUUCGGCCCUCAGAGAAGGAGAGCAAGCUGCCCGCCAACCCCAGCCACCCUGUCACCAUGACCGACAGCUGGUCCCUGGAAGUCAUGUCCCAGGUCCAAGUGUUGCUCUACUUCCUCCAGCUGGAGGCCAUCCCCGCCCCGGACAGCAAGAGGCAGAGCGUCCUGUUUUCCACUGAAGUCUAAAGGUCCACCCAACUGCAUCCUUCAAAGGCCAAGGGAGUGGCCUGGAAACCUGUGACGGAAGGGGCCGUCCACAGGGUGGGAAUGGAACAUUCUUGUGCUGUCAUUGAGUCUCUCCCAAGCUCCAGGCCCAGCCGUCUGCAAAGAGAAAAGAACGCGGAGCACAAAUGCCCCCCACCCCAAGUGGCCUAUUGUGUGUCUGCAAGCAAGCCCAGGGUUGACCUCAGACUGUGCUUUUCAGCGCUGCCACCAGAGGGCGCCCCAAGCCAGCAGGGCCUUGUGAGCAGGCCCUGGGCUGCGUGAGAAGAGACAAGAGAGUGGCUUUUAUGAACUUAAUUUAUCAGAGAGUUAAGAAAGAAAAUUCUGCUGGAUCAUUUGUCAUGAUGCUUUCUCUGGGGAGUAGGGGAGGCCACCAGAGUCCCUCACUGUCGAGUCUUGAAUAAGUCAUAGCUGCUGCUUCAUACGGUGGGGGUCGCCACCAUGUUCCUAUAUGGGGGGGGGGCAUUUUGAACUCCCUGACUUAGAUGUCCGACCCUGAUUUGGAAUGGGGUUUGAGACGCUAAGUGAAUGCCGUGUAACAUCUCGACUCUGCUCGCUUUUCUGUUGGUUUUGUUUUGUUUUGUUUUCUUUCUUUCUGUAAGGAUUCCUGUGCAGAAAAGGCAAUCAGCUUCAUGCUCUUUUCUGUUGCUUUUAUUAUUAUUAUUUUUAUUUUUCUGUUUGUGUGCUUCUCAGAGGCAGCUCCAUGUACAGUCCAGAAGUGUCCAGGGACCAGACACCGAGGGAAAGGAUGCCCAGGUUAUGCACCAUCCACUUAACUUCCCCAGACAGACAGACUGUGUCCGUGCACUUGGACUCCCCUAGCUGGCAUUGAUUCUCCUUAUUGACUCAUUAAGGCCUUGAUUUCUGUGGCCUCCCUCCACCCACUCGCCCAUCUCCCCAUUGCCCCCUACACAGAGGGCUUCCUUUGCCCUGUGCUCAGCCGAGCAGACUCAGUUAACUUUUGUAGAAAUUUCCUCCCGGCAGCAUCAGCUGCGGCUGACUGAUGGCUUGUUUUAAAACUUCGAUCCGAAAUAGCUUUUUUGAUACUUGACUAUUUUUCAGUUUUAUACAUAGUUUCUAGUUUUGUUUUGGUUUGGUUUUUUUCCUAACAGAUUCAGAUACUAAUAAGAUACUAGAAUGUAUUCCAUGGGCAUCCGUGCCCUCGCAUCAUCUGGUCUUCUCCCCAGAGCCAGCUCUGUUCUCAUCUGGAGCCACAUGGCUCAUGUCUCUGGAUCUCCAGACGCAUGGGCAGGGGGUGUUGGGAAAGCCAGGCCUGGGGCUGGGAGCUCCCACAGCAGACAGAAAGAUAGGCCCAUCCACCGCCCUUCCCUCCCCUCCCCUCCCCUCCCAUCCCACCCUUCCUGUUCCUGGGCGGGAGCCAUACCAUUUUCUGUACUCUGCCUGGCAACCUAGUGGGAAAAGCCAUCAAGUAUUUUAAAGAAACUAAUCCAUCAGGAGUUGCAUCACUCUUUAAAGCGGGGUUGGAAUUCCCAUACUUGGGAGGCUGAGGCAGGAAGACUGCUGCAAACUCACCGGGCCUGGCUUAGCCGGAGGACGAAAGGAAACCAGGCAGGCUUGGUGCCAGGACUGCUCCCGAAGGAGCCGCUGCCGCCCUGCUGAGGAGGGAGACCGCGUGGCUUGGGGAAAACAUAAGCUGGUUGUCACAUGAGAAUGCCAGUGCCCCAUUCCCAGCCCCCUUCCCAAGUCAAGCCCACCGCGCACUGGGAUCCU
Messenger RNA from Jaculus jaculus (lesser Egyptian jerboa), 6020 nucleotides. It is a transcript of the gene Bcr, whose product is annotated as BCR activator of RhoGEF and GTPase. Gene Ontology annotation, molecular function: GTPase activator activity; guanyl-nucleotide exchange factor activity; protein serine/threonine kinase activity. Gene Ontology annotation, cellular component: membrane. NCBI's taxonomy places the organism in Eukaryota, Metazoa, Chordata, Mammalia, Rodentia, Dipodidae. Gene Ontology annotation, biological process: positive regulation of GTPase activity; protein phosphorylation; intracellular signal transduction. The transcript has 23 exons. The coding region runs from base 405 to 4253 and encodes 1282 amino acids. The record is from RefSeq and is a predicted model, not a curated record.